GCGCGGGGCGGUGCUUGCGGCGCUGCAGGAAAGGCACUGGCGCCGCCGCUCUUCCGGAGCCGCGCUAGCUUCGCCAUCGCCACCCGAGCGCUGCAGCAUGGGGCCCCUACCGCGCACCCUGGAGCUCUUCUACGACGUGCUGUCCCCCUACUCCUGGCUGGGCUUCGAGGUCCUGUGCCGGUAUCAGAACAUCUGGAACAUCAAGCUGCAGUUGCGGCCGAGCCUCAUAGCAGGGAUCAUGAAAGACAGUGGAAACAAGCCGCCAGCUCUGCUUCCCCGCAAAGCGCAAUACCUGAGACAGGACAUUAAGCUCCUGAGACAGCAUUUCCAGAUUCCCAUCCAGUUCCCCAAGGAUUUCUUCUCUGUGAUCCUUGAAAAAGGAAGUUUGUCUGCCAUGAGGUUCCUCACCGCCCUGAGCCUGGAGCACCCAGAGAUGCUGGAGAAAGUGUCCCGGGAGCUGUGGAUGCGCGUCUGGUCACGGGAUGAGGACAUCACGGAGCCCCAGAGCAUCUUGGCGGCUGCAGAAAAGGCUGGUAUGACUACAGAACAAGCCCAAGGAAUUCUGGAAAAGAUUUCAACACCAAAGGUGAGGAACCAGCUCAAGGAGACCACCGAGGCAGCCUGCAGAUAUGGGGCCUUUGGGCUGCCCAUCACUGUGGCCCAUGUGGAUGGCCAAACUCACAUGUUAUUUGGCUCUGACCGGAUGGAGUUGCUGGCAUACCUGCUGGGAGAGAAGUGGAUGGGCCCCGUACCUCCAGCCAUGAAUGCCAGACUUUAAGACUGCUCGGAGGAAGUAAACUAUUGGUGUAAAAAAGCAGGCCAUCUCCCCGCCACACACACACACCAUAAGGCACUGGGGCUCUGGUUUCUCUACCUGGUAGAGGUAUCCUGUCUUCCCCCUGCCCCCAGGGAUGCUGGGCAGGGGUCCACCGCUAGGCUGUGGCAGCCUGUACUUCUGUGCCUUAUGUGCCUUUUGGAGAGCCCUAAAUUCUGCUGUCCCACAAAAUAAACCUAAUGCUAUUAGGCAAA
Messenger RNA from Lemur catta (Ring-tailed lemur), 1029 nucleotides. RefSeq names its product glutathione S-transferase kappa 1 (gene GSTK1). Gene Ontology annotation, molecular function: glutathione peroxidase activity; glutathione transferase activity. Gene Ontology annotation, biological process: glutathione metabolic process. The transcript is spliced from 8 exons. The record is from RefSeq and is a predicted model, not a curated record. Gene Ontology annotation, cellular component: mitochondrion; peroxisome. Lineage: Eukaryota; Metazoa; Chordata; Mammalia; Primates; Lemuridae. Bases 98 to 778 code for a protein of 226 amino acids.